Messenger RNA from Cooperia oncophora, 291 nucleotides. The record is from the annotation of a GenBank genome assembly. NCBI's taxonomy places the organism in Eukaryota, Metazoa, Nematoda, Chromadorea, Rhabditida, Trichostrongylidae.
AUGACUUGGAUACAGGACCAACUCGAUGAUGAGAACGUUUUCCCAUCCCAAGCCGCUCGUUUCCUCGCAAUUAUAUUGGAAGUAUGUGAAGGAAUAAUGCGACGUCUAUUUCGCAUAUACGCUCACGUCUAUGCAGCACAUUCUGCACGUUUUGCCGAAUUGAACGCAACCCCUCACUUGAACACUUCAUUCAAACAGUUCAUACUUUUUGCUCGACAGUUCCAGCUUAUCCCAACUCGGGAACUAGAACCUUUGCGCACGAAGAUUGAUGAGUUGAUUGGAACGUUCUGA